AUGACAAAUAAAGGAUGUAAUAACGCAAUUUGUGAACGUCAGAGAGCAAGCUGUAAACGUCAGAGAGCAAGCAGAGAGCAAGGUGUAAACGUCAGAGAGCAAGGUGUAAACGUCAGGGAGCAAGGUGUACACGUCAGAGCGCAAGAUGUAAAUGUCAGAGAGCAAGGUGUAAACGUCAGAGAGCAAGGUGUACACGUCAGGGAGCAAGUUGUAAACGUCAGAGAGCAAGGUGUAAACGUCAGAGAGCAAGAUGUAAACGUCAGAAAGCAAGGUGUAAAUGUCAGAGAGCAAGAUGUAAACGUCAGAGAGCAUGGUGUAAAUGUCAGAAAGCAAGGUGUAAACUUCAGAGAGCAAGAUGUAAAUGUCAGAAAGCAAGGUGUAAACGUCAGAGAGCAAGAUGUAAAUGUUAGAAAGCAAUAUGUAAAUGUCAGAGAGCAAGGUGUAAAUAUCAGAGAGCAAGAUGUAAAUGUCAGAAAGCAAGGUGUAAAUGUCAGAGAGCAAGGUGUAAAUGAUAGAGAACAAGGUGUAAACGUUAGAGAGCAAGAUGUAAACGUCAGAAAGCAAGGUGUAAAUGCCAGAGAGCAAGGUGUAAAUGUCAGAGAGCAAGGUGUACACGUCAGAGAGCAAGGUGUAAACGUCAGAGAGCAAGGUGUAAACGUCAGAGAGCAAGAUGUAAACGUCAGAAAGCAAGGUGUUAAUGUCAGAGAGCAAGAUGUAAACGUCAGAGAGCAAGGUGUAAAUGUCAGAAAGCAAGGUGUAAACGUCAGAGAGCAAGAUGUAAAUGUCAGAAAGCAAGGUGUAAACGUCAGAGAGCAAGUUGUAAAUGUCAGAAAGCAAGAUGUAAAUGUCAGAGAGCAAGGUGUAAAUGUCAGAGAGCAAGGUGUAAACGUGGGAGAGCAAGAUUUAAACGUCAGAAAGCAAGGUGUAAAUGUCAGAGAGCAAGAUGUAAACGUGAAAGAGCAAGAUGUAAAUCUCAGAAAGCAAGAUGUAAAUGUCACAGAGCAAGGUGUAAAUGUCAGAAAGCAAGAUGUAAAUGUCACAGAGCAAGCUGUUAAUAUCAGAGAGCAAUGUGUAAAUGUCAGAAAGCAAGAUGUAAACGUCGAAGAGCAAGAUGUAAAUGUCAGAAAGCAAGAUGUAAAUGUCAGAGAGCAAGAUGUUAAUGUCAGAAGGCAAUAUGUAAACGUCAAAGAGCAGGAUGUAAAUGUCAGAAAGCAAGAUGUUAAUGUCAGAAGGCAAGGUGAAAAUGUCAGAGAGCAAGGUGUAAAUGUCAGAAAGGUAAAUGUCAGAAAGCAAGAUGUAAAUGUCAGAAAGCAAGAUGUAAAUGUCAGAAAGCAAGGUGUUAAUAUCAGAGAGCAAGGUGAAAAUGUCAGAGAGCAAGGUGAGAAUGUCAAAGAGCAAGAUGGUUAUUUUAGAGAGCAAAAAGUAAUUGUCAGAGGACAGGGUGUUAUUGUCAGAGAGCAAGAUGUAAAUAUCAAAAAGCAAGAUGUAAAUGUCAAAAAGCUAGAUGGUAAUUUUAGAGAGCAAGAUGUUAUUGUCAGAGGACAGGGUGUUAAUGUCAGAUAG
Messenger RNA from Mya arenaria, 1563 nucleotides. RefSeq lists its product as uncharacterized. Bases 1 to 1563 code for a protein of 520 amino acids. The record is from RefSeq and is a predicted model, not a curated record. The transcript has a single exon. NCBI's taxonomy places the organism in Eukaryota, Metazoa, Mollusca, Bivalvia, Myida, Myidae.